This is a messenger RNA of Tripterygium wilfordii, 1341 nucleotides long. RefSeq names its product (R,S)-reticuline 7-O-methyltransferase-like. The record is from RefSeq and is a predicted model, not a curated record. The coding region runs from base 81 to 1148 and encodes 355 amino acids. Gene Ontology annotation, molecular function: protein dimerization activity; O-methyltransferase activity; S-adenosylmethionine-dependent methyltransferase activity. Lineage: Eukaryota; Viridiplantae; Streptophyta; Magnoliopsida; Celastrales; Celastraceae. The transcript is spliced from 3 exons. Gene Ontology annotation, biological process: methylation.
UAUCUUAUAUAAGGAGAUCAGCACACUGCUUUAUAUUUAACAAAGAAAGAGUACUCGAGAGAAAUUAACAACAUUAAACUAUGGGAUCAAUCGAAGGAAGAGACACAUUGCUGAGUGGCCAAGCUCAAGUGUGGAGACUCAUGUAUGCCUCUGCAGACGCCAUGGCAUUGAAGUGUGCUGUUGAGCUCGGAAUACCUGACAUAAUACACUCCCAUGGUCGCCCAAUCUCCUUGUCCAAAAUUGCUUCAGGUAUCAAUUCAAAAAAUCUAAACCUGGACUAUCUUGAGCGGGUGAUGGGAUAUCUAGUCCGCAAAAGAGUUUUCUGCACAACUCAUCAGCAUCAGAAGUUGGAGACACAAACACAGACACUCUAUGGAUUGACCUCUAUAUCGAAAUGGCUGGUACGAGACACCGAUCUAAGCCUCAAUAACAUGGUGAAGAUGCACACUCAUCCAUGGAUUCUAUCACCAUGGUCUUGCAUUGCUCAAUGUGUAAGAGAUGAUGGGGUUGCUUUCACCAAGUAUCAUGGCGUUGAGAUGUGGGAUUUUGCUUCACAAAACCCUGAAUUCAACAGCUUGUUCAAUGAUGCCAUGGCUUGUACUUCCAAGAUUGUUAUGACGGCAUUGCUUUCCAAAUAUAAAGGAUUCGAUUCAGUGAAAACAUUAGUCGAUGUGGGAGGAGGGAUUGGGCAAGUCUUGUCCCAGAUUGUCAAGGCGUAUCCUCAUAUCAAUGGCAUCAAUUUCGAUCUGCCUCACGUUAUUGAAACGGCACCUAAUUAUGUUGGGAUUUCACAUGUUGGAGGUAGCAUGUUUGAUGCCAUACCUAAUGCAGACGCAAUUUUAAUGAAGUGGAUAUUGCACGAUUGGAAAGAUGAAGAAUGUGUGAAGAUAUUGAGAAACUGUGGAAAGGCAUUGCCCAAGAAAACAGGGAAGCUGAUCAUAGUGGAGAUUGUUGUGCAAUCAGACGGGGAUACCAUAUUUGGUGAUAUGGAUUUAGUAUUUGAUAUGGCAAUGUUGGCAGGGCCGUCCGGUGGAAAAGAACGGACUGAGCUCGAAUGGAAGGAGUUGCUGGAGGAAGGAGGCUUCCCUUGCUACAACAUCAUCAAAAUUCCAGCUAUGCUGUCUAUCAUCGAGGCCUAUGCAGAGUGACUCUCUCAUGAUUUUCACUUCUAUUGUUCUUCUGUAUGUUUUUGUUAUGCCCCUGUUUGAUUCUGUUUUCCGACCAAUUCUGAAUAAAAAGCCCUAAUGCUGGUGAAUAAAAUAUGGGCUUCAACUUUGUUUUUGAUUGGGCCGAUGCUUGUCUAAUGGGCCUAAUUUCGACUAAAUAAACGCAAUUUGCUAC